UCAGUUUAACCACCGUUCGGUUAGGACGUCGUUUAUUUUAACUAUACCGGGGUAGUUUGUAGUACAGUGGUGGCACAGCUUUUCAAGACACAUUUAAGGACAACUGCUAAAAACGCAAAUAUUAAAAUGAAGCAAUUUUUUGUGUGUACUAUUGUCGCUGCUCUGUGCGUUGCAUCUAUAAAUGCCGCCUUCCAAUGCCCCAAACCCAAUGGCCAAUUUGAGGAUGAGGUCCAAUGUGACAAAUACUACGAGUGCGAUGAUGGUGUUGCCAAAGAGAAACUUUGCCCUGAUGGAUUGGUCUUCGACCCCUUGAACCGUAAAAUUAACAAAUGUGAUCAACCCUUCAAUGUUGAUUGCGGUGACCGCGUUGAAUUGCAAGAGCCAAAGGCUUCCAAGUUUUGCCCACGCAAGAAUGGAUUCUUCGCCCAUCCAGAUGAGACUGUUUGCGAUAUUUUCUAUAACUGUAUUGAUGGCGAUGCUCUGGAAACCAAGUGUACUGUGGGCUUACAUUUUGACGAAUUUAGUGGCACAUGCGUAUGGCCUGAAACUGCCAAACGUGAAAACUGCGUCGAAGAAACCAAGAAAUCCGCCAGUGGCUUCCAAUGCCCCAAGGAUAAACCAAAGACCGAUGCUCGUGGCCAAACUAUCACCCAUCCUAGAUAUCCCCAUCCCACCGAUUGCCAAAAAUUCUACGUGUGCUUGAACGGUGAAGAUCCACGUGAUUUGGGUUGCCAGACUGGUGAAGUGUAUAAUGACGAAACCGAAAUGUGUGAUGCACCCGAAAAUGUUCCCGGCUGUGAAGAUUGGUACAAAGAUUCUGAUGAAAAGAAAACUCGUUAAUUUCUAUGGACUAGAGUUUAACAACACAACGUUUAAAAGACUAUUAUAGUGUGCAUGCGUGUGCUCUUUUUCGCACAAAUAUUGUAGUCAUUUAGGUUCUUCCUAUAGUUUGUAAUAUUUUUAUAUGCAUUAACAUUUAUUGGCUGAACAAAUCGAUGGCUUCCAUGUUUCAGCAUCACCCACAACAAGAAUUAUUUAGUAGUUCAUUAAGUUUAUUUUCGUUUUAAUUUAAAAUUUGACUGUGCCGUAACUUAAAACAUUUCUCUUCACCUUUUCUAUACACACUCUUUACUGUGAACACAUUCUCAAUAUUAAUUUGAUCCAAAGUUUUUCUAAAUAUUUAAGCCGAUGAAACAUAUAAGUUUAUUAAAAUAUUUAAAAUUUAUUUCAAUUACGCCUGUCUUUAUUCUAAACUUCGAACCACCUUAAUGUGACAAGUUGCAUAUAUAGUAUGUUCGAUAAACGUAAGUGCCAUGGAUUUGAGGAAUGUAAUAAAAGGCAGAACAGACAGUUAUUUGCCGUUGGAUUCAUA
Messenger RNA from Stomoxys calcitrans (stable fly), 1372 nucleotides. Its product is annotated as protein obstructor-E. The record is from RefSeq and is a predicted model, not a curated record. Gene Ontology annotation, molecular function: chitin binding. NCBI's taxonomy places the organism in Eukaryota, Metazoa, Arthropoda, Insecta, Diptera, Muscidae. Bases 127 to 840 code for a protein of 237 amino acids. Gene Ontology annotation, cellular component: extracellular region. The transcript has 4 exons.